ACAUGAUUUUCACGGGACGUUGUUGUUUACUUCCCGUUGUUGAGAUUUUUUUGUAAUCAGCUCCAUGCUGCAAGCAAAAUGGGGAGUUUUCAUGUUUGUCUCUUUGCAUUGACAGCUUUUUUUAUAGCAUUCGUGGAGCCUUUCAGUGAUUCGAGGCUUGAACUUGUCAAAAUUUCAAAUGAUGGAGAUACACAAGUCUCCAUUGUUCUCCAUAACAAAAAUGGACUCUGCCGCUGGACUGUGUACAAGAAGGCCUUGCUCGUGGAACCACAAAUUAGAUCAAGUAGCUGGCACAACUUACCUCUUCCAAAUGGCUUAACAGCGGAAUCAAGUCCAUCAGCAAUAUCAGUUUCUAAUGUUACAGCACUUGUAUUCAUACAAGCAUCAAAUGGUCAGGUCUACAUGUCAUCAGUGACAAAAGAAGAAGUCCCAAAAUUUGGUGGCUGGUUGAUGGUUGGUGGGACAAAGCUUGCAUUUAAUGAUGGUUCAAAGCUGAAUGGAAUGGACAAUGUUAAAGCAGCUUUUUAUGCAAAUAAGCCAUAUGUUAUAGCAAGGAGUCGUACUAACUCAUCUAAAUGCUACUGGACAUGCCUUGCUGAUAACAAAUGGUCGGGAUGGAGUCUUAUUGGUGGUGGAUCUGUUGCUCUUCUGACUGAUGUGUCAGUUGUCUACAAUUCAUUUUCUAAGUACCUGGAGGCAUUUGCUGUCAUGACAGAUGGUUAUAUGUACAGAACAUGGCAAACAGGCUUUUCUGACUGGCAUUCCUGGGACAAAACGGGCUACUAUGCUCCAAAAUCAGUUCAUGCACCAGUGGCUCAUGAAAUGGAUACAAAUAUGUUCAAUGGAAGAAUAAAUGUAUUUGUCCACGGUACAGAUGGAAAAAUGCACCAUAUUUGGCAGACAACUUGUGACAAUGUCCCAAACCCAUGGGGCUGGUGUACAUGGAGUACUUGGAAUACUAUUGGAGAGAGUGUUCCUCCUGCAAUGAACGUAGCUAACACUUUAAGCAUUGCAAACAACAUGCAUCUAGGUAUUGAGAUUUUUACAGUAGACAAAAGAGGAAAGUUGAACUAUAUGUGGCAAUCUGAACGACAUGGAAAAUGGCACAGUUGGAAAAUUGUCACAGAAACCCAGUCUGCUGCUCUUGCUACCAUUGCAACUGUUACAGAUGACAAGACAGGGUGGUGGAUUGCUUAUGGACUUGAUGCAUCAGACAAUGUUUUCUUUAUUCAAGAAAAGAGAUCUAUUGUUGUAUCCCCGACAAAGAUAGUUUCUGGUGAUGCUGUUGAUAUCAAAUGGUCGGUUCCCACUGAUCAAGCAACUCACAUGGAUUGGAUCGGUGUAUACCAGAAGGGUGUUGACAGUCAUGAGUAUGUGGACUAUUAUUAUGUUGGAGGAACCCAGAAUCCCUACAAAGACCCUGUACCAAACGGGGAACUAAAGUUCAGCUCAUACCUUCCUGCUGGUAUUUAUGAGUAUCGAUAUUUAGUGAAUAAGAGGUUUGUGCCCGCUGUACAGUCAUCACUAGAAGUGACCAAGGGACCAUCUGAUGUCAAGUGGGUGCAAGUGUUCAGAGGCCUCUUCACUGGUCUGCACUUAAAAAAUGUCAGCGUUGAGACUUGUGUCAAGGAUGCCGAGAAGACUGUUGACUAUUUUGAAAAGGCCUUCGCUGCAUUUGAAGACAGGGAGAUUUAUAAAGGACUUCAUCUGGUUGGGUAUGGUUUGUCAGGGGCAACUUUAGCCAUGAAAGAUUGCCACAUAGAUUCAGCUAUCAUUGCUGCGAUUGAAAAGUUUGUCAAGGAUUUGAUUUCCUGCAUUGAAGGCUCCUGUGUCCACUUUGCGAUUGAUGCCCUCAAAGAAGUCGUCAUCCUGUUUGAAAAUAUCUAUGAGAUAUAUGGAGAUAUUCGGGGUGCCUCGAAUUCCUUCAAAAUCAAAGCCUACGAACAGGGAGGAUGGAACGUUGGUCGUGUGGUCUAUUCCUGUGUUAAUCUACGAUAAGGAAGGUGCAUACUGUGUUGGACGUGCUGUCCAUGCAUGUACUAAUUUAAGACUAAUUUAAGACUAAAAUGAGAAUAAUACCCGCAAUUGAUGUACUGGAAUGUCGCGUCUGAUCAGUUUUGAACAAUCCAAUGAACUAAACAGAGGAAGUGGAAUCUGGACUAGUUAAGAGUUAAUGGUUGUUUGAGUGUAAUGUUAUGUGAUGUGUAUUAGCAGCCUAUUUUUCAAUAAAUAUACCAUAAUUUUCUUAAUGAUUUGCACUUGUUAUCUCUUCUGGCUUUUCUGCCUGGGUGACAGUAAUGCUUCAAGGGGUGUAGACAGGGCCGUCGCUAGCGGCAUCCCCCUAGAAAAUUCUUGUCGUCAAAUUUCCGAAAAGUAGAGUUUUGUCGGGUUUUGCUUUCAAAGUUCCCAGAACAAUAGCUUUAGCAAACAGUGGAGAUGAGAUGAGGAUAAGACCGAAAAAGUAUCACCCAAAAGCCCUCAGCAAUUUAAACUAGGCAUAGGCGUUUUUUGUGUAAGUUUGCUGUUACUGCGUAUGUUUAUGUAACUGUGCAUAUCUGUUUUAUAACUAACUAGAGGAUAAUUUACCAUAAUGCGUUCACAGUUCUUUUAUUUUAUGCCGUGGGAAAUUUAGCGUGUAUUAUAUUUACUCAAUUAUUUCUUUUUGAUUGUAUUCCCAAUACUAACAUCAGUUUGUUUGUUUAUUUUGAUUACCAUAGAUACGUUUACUAAUUGUAACAUAAGGAAGUGUUUAAACUAUUUUAUUUAGAUUGGUUGUGAGUUGUUGAAGUGUAGUAGCGAUUUUGAUUGAUGAAAUGUUAUGUUAUUUGAAA
Molecule: messenger RNA, 2831 nt
Organism: Rhopilema esculentum
Lineage: Eukaryota; Metazoa; Cnidaria; Scyphozoa; Rhizostomeae; Rhizostomatidae
Source: RefSeq, a predicted model, not a curated record